ACGGGCCGGGUCCGGGCCGGCGCUCGGGCCGGGCUCUUCUCUGAGGUGGCGCACUGCCGUCCGUCCGUCCGUGGGGCGGGGACGCGGCGGCGGCAGCGGUGGCGGCUCCCUGUCCGCGGAGCCUAAGCGCUCAGGCCGGUCUCGGCGGCCGGGGGGCGGGCGGGGUUGGAGCGCCAUGUGGUUCAUGUACGUGCUGAGCUGGCUGUCGCUCUUCAUCCAGGUGGCCUUCAUCACGCUGGCCGUCGCGGCCGGACUCUAUUACCUGGCAGAACUGAUAGAAGAAUACACAGUGGUCACCAGCAGGAUCAUAAAAUACAUGAUCUGGUUCUCCACGGCUGUGCUGAUUGGCCUCUACAUCUUUGAGCACUUCCCCACCAGCAUGAUUGGCGUGGGUCUCUUCACCAACCUCGUCUACUUUGGCCUCCUCCAGACCUUCCCCUUCAUCAUGCUGACCUCGCCUAACUUCAUCCUGUCAUGUGGACUAGUGGUGGUGAAUCAUUACCUAGCGUUUCAGUUUUUUGCGGAAGAAUAUUAUCCUUUCUCAGAGGUCCUGGCCUAUUUCACUUUCUGCCUGUGGAUAAUCCCAUUUGCAUUCUUUGUGUCACUUUCGGCCGGGGAGAAUGUCCUGCCGUCUACCAUGCAGCCAGGAGAUGAUGUUGUCUCCAAUUACUUCACCAAAGGCAAGCGGGGCAAACGCUUAGGGAUCCUGGUUGUCUUCUCCUUCAUCAAAGAGGCCAUUCUACCCAGUCGUCAGAAGAUAUACUGACCCCCUUGGGGAGGGGAUAUGGGGGCAAGAUCAGGAGAGUCAUGCCCCUGGGCCUCUGUGCUAGGUGGGGGCUGAGAUCUGGGAAGGCAUCUUCUGCCAGACCUGGCUUUCCUUCCCUCAACUCUGAAGCCCCUUCCCCACCUUCCUCAGAGGGCUCAGUGUGGCUCAGAUCUGAUGCUGCUAGAGGCAGUAACCUCAGAGGGCACCAGGGAGGGUGGCAGAGCCUGCUUAGCCAGGAAGCUACAGUCCCCCGGGCCUCCCCUCCCUCUUCCAAGGUGGGUCAGGUGGUUCUGUGUCAGCUAGGGCAGGCAGGGCAGGGUCUAUGAAGCUGGAGAGCAGAGGGUAACAAGUUCUUUGGGCAGGCGGCUGUGGGGAGGGGCCAUGGCUUGGCAUGUCCAAGAGAAAUAGUUUUUGCUGUUGAACUGUGAUUUCUGUCCAAGUGCUGAUUCCCAUUUGAAUAAAGAUUCUAGGUGGCACUGUUUGCCUUAAUACCCUGACAGUUCAUCUUCCUUUCUUCCUGUCUACCUUCUGCCCUGGACUGGACUAGCUUUUCUGCUCCAGGGACUCCCUUUUUGGAUUUGGGUCUUAUCCUUUUGAAGGGACUGUUCUUGUGGCCCUUCGUGGGAAGAGGGCAGAGGUGAGGUGCUGAUCUGGUAAGGGAGUAGGGAGUGAGGUUAAAAGCAGCCUUUUUUAUGUUAUGCACCUCCCUUUUCUUCCAUCUCUUCUUUCCCUAAGGCUCUGUGACUAUCAAGCUGCGGGUAGGAGAGGGAACAGUUUAGGACUGUGUUAGAUUUUCAGAACAUCUAUGAUAUCCUAUUUAUAAAUCCUCCUCUGGGGAAAAGGCAUGGUUUCUGGCUGGAUACUGUCUCAAGCUAAGGAGAAAUGAAAUAAAAACUGGCUUGCCGCCAGCCUGGGCUCCAGCCUAUUUUUUAAGAAAUGGGGCUGAUGAAAGAAAGUGUCUGCCAUUCUAAAAGCAAGGUCUGGCCCUCUUUUCUGUGCACUUUUGGCUCCUGGGGAGAUGAUCUCUGCCUUCUAAGAAGGCAGGUUAGGUCUCAGGCACAGACCAUUUGUUGACCUUGCACUCCAACUACAGUGCCUUGCAAGUGCUCAACAGUACCUACUGGAAUGAAGUCCCCAUGAGAGCCUUCAAUGGCCAUGUUCUAUACCUCAAAGUGAGGCUGGCAGGUGCAGAGACAAACCGCAUACAUGUAGUACUAUGAAGCCACUGGGAAGACCCCUGUGCUUGAAAAUCCUCAAAUCUUCCCUUCAUGCCUGAAAUCCCACCAUAGCUGUUUAUUUCUUUGGCUUUACCACUUCUGCUCUCUUAAAAAUGCUAGCUUUCCCCUUUCCCUGGGCUGAGCAGCAUGUGUUGGUCUUCUCUUGAUGCAAAUGAGGUUGCAAGGCCCUUUUCUCUUUUGAAGACCAGGACGGCAAGGCAGAGGACGUUGAAGGCUAGUGUCAUCCUCUGGAUAGGCUGACAGCUGCAUGUACUCUCUCCUGUUGUCCAUGCUUUGUUCCUCAGCCUGAUAAUGUGGCUUUACCACCUCCAUUAAUUCUGCUGCCAUCGCUCUCCCAGGGGUUGCCAGUGGCCAUGUGCUAAAUCCAGCAGAUGGUUUUCAUAUCUUACUGGAUCUGGGCAGCAUGUGACAUGGGUGAUCACCUCCUGCUUCUUGAAUCUCACUUUCCUGGCACUUCUGUGGCUGGUUGUCCUCCUACCUCUCUGGCUGUUCCUUUCAGCCUCCUAUGCAGGCUUCUCCAUUCACCCCAUGCACAAUGGGGUGUCUCAGGGUUCUGUCAUGGGCUCCUUGGGGAAGCCCAUCCAUGCCAAUGGCUUCAAGGACUCUAUUAAGGAAUUGAGAGUUGAUCUCCAGCCCCAGCAUCCUUCGUACUUAUCCAAACCACAGUUCUGCUGCCUUCUGAGUGUACAGACAACUCAAGUUGGCCCAGGUGGCACUUGCUGUCAUUUGCAACCUUGCCUCUUUUGGAUACCUGCCUUGGCCCUAAGAUUACUCCAGAGCCAGACAGGAAACCUGCUUUCUAGUCCUGUUUUCUCUUUUUGUCCCCCACAUUCAAUCUAUAAAAACUAUCAAGUCUAUCUUCUUUAACCUCUGUCAAUUUGUGCCACUCCUGCUGUCAUCAGCUUUUACUUGGAUUAUAGCCUCUGCUUCUCUAUUCUACAGCUAGAGUUGUCUUUCUAAGAUGCAUAGUUGAUCAAGUCCAAACCCUGGUUUUAAACCUUCCAUGCCUCCCUACUUCCCUCAGGAUAAGGUCCAGACCCCUUGGCAUGGCUUGUGAGAAUCAUGGUGUCCUGAUUCCUGCUUGCCUCUCUGGUCUCAUCAUUUGCCUUCUUGUACUGUGGGUCUCAGCCUCCUGUAACCAGAGAUGCCAUGGCUCUCCUUUGCCACUUUGAGUCCCCUUUCUUCUGCUUUGCUACUUUGUCAAGUCUCAACUUAGAUUUUGCUACUUCUAAGGAGCUUUAAGUGUCUCCUCCCCACUCCCAACCCCACCCCAACACACCACACAGAUCAUAAUGGGCUUACUUGCCUGCUUUAUGGUCUGUCUCUCCGCUAGACUGUAAGCUCCUUGAGGGCAAGAACUAUCCUUGAAUUUUUGUAUUAACAGUGCCUGGCAUGGUGCCUGGCAUCUAUAAAGCACUCAAUAAAUGUUUGAUGAAUGAA
Messenger RNA from Otolemur garnettii (small-eared galago), 3444 nucleotides. It is a transcript of the gene TEX261, whose product is annotated as testis expressed 261. The record is from RefSeq and is a predicted model, not a curated record. Gene Ontology annotation, biological process: endoplasmic reticulum to Golgi vesicle-mediated transport. The transcript is spliced from 6 exons. Gene Ontology annotation, cellular component: Golgi membrane; COPII-coated ER to Golgi transport vesicle; endoplasmic reticulum membrane. Lineage: Eukaryota; Metazoa; Chordata; Mammalia; Primates; Galagidae. Gene Ontology annotation, molecular function: COPII receptor activity. Bases 176 to 766 code for a protein of 196 amino acids.